AUGAGAAUUCUCCUUGCCGCUGUCAUAUUCUCUCUCGUCAUCGUGACAUUUUCGAGGAACAGCGACUCCGACGAAAGCAGUUCGCGCGAAAUCCGACGCGAAAAAAGCUCGGAGAGCGAAGAAGAUCGUAGCAAAUUCUGCCCGCCAAAUGAGAAAUGGUUCCAAUGUGGCACGGGAUGCGAGAAAUCGUGCACUCAUCCACGCCAACCUUCAUUGAGAAACUGCGAUCUCCCGUGCAUUCCAUUCUCGUGCCGAUGCGAACGCGGCUUCUAUCGUGACAAUCGGGGAACUGGCCGCUGCGUGAGACGCUCAAAAUGCAAAAAAUGGUGA
Caenorhabditis bovis is the source of this 330-nucleotide messenger RNA. The record is from the annotation of a GenBank genome assembly. Lineage: Eukaryota; Metazoa; Nematoda; Chromadorea; Rhabditida; Rhabditidae.